Messenger RNA from Siniperca chuatsi (mandarin fish), 3412 nucleotides. RefSeq names its product STAM binding protein-like 1 (gene stambpl1). Bases 337 to 1755 code for a protein of 472 amino acids. Lineage: Eukaryota; Metazoa; Chordata; Actinopteri; Centrarchiformes; Sinipercidae. The record is from RefSeq and is a predicted model, not a curated record. The transcript has 12 exons. Gene Ontology annotation, molecular function: metal-dependent deubiquitinase activity; protein binding; K63-linked deubiquitinase activity. Gene Ontology annotation, cellular component: endosome; membrane. Gene Ontology annotation, biological process: protein K63-linked deubiquitination.
CGCAUGUGCAGAGUCGACUCCCACUCCCGUGAAACCGGAAGGGGACAGUGACUCAUCUUCGUCCAGAGAGGAUCUUUGAGCUCCACCAUCUCUGUCAUCGCUCGGUGUUUGAAGCAGCAGCCGGAGCUUUCAGCCAUUUUAUCAGCAGCUUCAUUCACAUCUGCUCCGUCACCUUUUACACUGAAUCCGGGUCUGCUCCUGGUCCCGGGACUGAGUCUGGCUUAGUGUGGACUGGCAGGUGAUUCUCCCCCUCAGCUGCUCACGUGACCCGGUGAUGCCGACAGGUUCUGGACAUCAAACCGACGACAAACCGUGAAGCAUCAUGGGAGGUGGCAGAUGGACGCCGUGGGCCGACCAGAGCCUGUGACACACACACACACACACACACACACACACACACACACACACACACACACACACACACACACACACACCAUGGAACAAGGCUUCAGCUUAAAUACACUGAAGAAGCUGGCGGCAGAACCAGACUACACGGACGUGUCGCUGACUGCGGCGGAGCGUGUGCGGGCGCUGGGGAAGAUGGGAUGCAGCGUGGAGCUCAACGAGGACAUCGCACCGAGACGCUACUUCCGCUCCGGAGUGGAGAUGGAGCGCAUGGCGGCGGUUUACCUGGAGGAGGGCAGCCUGGAGAACGCCUACGUCCUCUACACCAAGUUCAUCACGCUGUUUGUGGAGAAGCUGCCCGGUCACAGAGACUAUCAGCAGUGCAGCGUUCCAGAGAAACAGCUCAUCAUGAAGAAACUUCAGGAAGUGGCGUUUCCUCGUAAAGACGAGCUGAAGAAACGUCUUCAGGAGAAAUACAGCAGGGAGCACACCGAGUACCUCAGAGCCCAGAGCCAGGCAGUGGUGGUGGAUGGGUGUGGCCAGCAGCUGCAGCGGCUCUCCCUAUUGGACGAGGACAGGAGGCGGUUCCUGCUAUUGGAGGAGGAGAGGCAGCGUGUCGCCGCCCUGCGACGCAUGCAGAUUGAAUCAGAACAGUUUCGCUACUUCGAGGACCAGCUGAGGCGCCAAGAACUGGCCAAUAGGAGAGGAGAGGAGGCGGAGCAAAAGAUGGGGACCAAAGUGCCUGAGGUGACGGACGGCUCCUGUCUGUCUCAGCAGCCAAUCAGAGACAGUGUACGAUCCCAGGGGGCAGAUCCUAACAGGAACAGACCGCCAGCUCCCGUCAGUCAACCAGCUGCCACGCUAGCUGGAGUACACACUCAGAGGGUGGAGGGUCUGAGGCGGGUGGUGAUUCCCAGAGAUCUGACGUAUCGUUUCCUCCUGCUGGCCGACUCCAACACCGCCAGAGGAAUAGAAACCUGUGGAGUCCUCUGUGGACGACUGACGCACAAUGAGUUCAUGCUGACUCACGUCGUUAUCCCGAAACAGACGGCCGGUCCAGAUUUCUGUGACAUGGAGAACGUGGAGGAACUGUUCAGUUUCCAGGACCAACAGAACCUGCUGACACUUGGCUGGAUCCAUACUCAUCCCACUCAGACGGCCUUCCUCUCCAGUGUCGACCUCCACACUCACUGCUCUUAUCAGAUGAUGCUGCCGGAGGCCAUCGCCAUCGUCUGCGCUCCAAAACACAACGAUACUGGUGUGUUCAGGUUGACCGGUCCGGGGAUGUCGGAGGUUUCUGGCUGCAGACUGAAAGGUUUCCAUCCUCACUCCAAGGAGCCUCCUCUCUUCAGUGUGUGUAAACACGUGGUGGUGAGGGACUCAAAGAUCAGCCUGCUGGACCUCAGGUGACAGACAGGAGGCGCUGUCCGUCUGUUUGCUGCUGGGCUGUUUGUCUUUUACUUCUGAAGAUGAAACUGUGAACACUGUGUGUGUGUGUGUGUGUGUGUGUGAGUCAUUGUGAUGUUUUUCAGCGUCUGAAGGGAUUUGAACUUUUUGAAGGAAGCGUUUUAAAACAUUCAGUGUUCAGUUUUCUGGAAGUUCUUUGAGGUUUUUUGUGAAAUUUGUUCUAUAAAAUGUUUGUUUUGCUUUUGAAAUCAGCUGCUGGCUGUACAAACAUAUAAAUCUCUAUUUUUUGCUUUUUCUUUGUGGAUCAGAGUUUCUCCUGCAGUGUGAGAUGUGGUGUGUUUUAAUGAAGAACAAAUAUGAAGUUAGUGUGACAGCUGAAGUGACAGAGUGCCUUCUUAUGUAAAACCAACAACAACUGAAUGUUUGUCUGCUACAGCAGUAUAUCUGCUCUGUCAAUCACCUGUCCUCUGUUCUCCUUAGAGAACAAAUCAGAAACUAAAUUUAUAUUUUAUAUUUCUGAUUUCAUGAUGGCGCCCCCUAGUUUUGCAUUAAUUGGAGAGAAUGCCGUUAGGUCGUCUACGUAGAUAGAGAUGAAUCAAAUCUUGCAUAAAGCAGUGAUGUCAGCGAGGGAGAGCGGACGGUCGCACUGGGCCAAUCGGCAUCCUGCUACACAGCAGAAGAGCCACAGACUGAACAACAACCGCAUUAGCUUCAUGCUAAAGUUUCCUUCUUCUAUAACUUACAAACGUGAACACAUGUCUUGUCCUGCAGCUUGUUGAACGAGGCACCAAACAAACGUUCACCGGGGAAAAGUGCACCGCUAACGUCGGUUUACAGGCUAGAUAGCGAAUAAGCUGCUCAGCUGCAGCACGUUAAACAGCAUGUAAGCGUACCUGCUAAUGUCACUUGGGUCCGGUUAGAUGCUGCUGUGGUUCUUAGUCUUCAACACCACUAACAACACGCUGUCUGCCCACGACAUGUGGCUACAGACCAAGUUACUUUACUUUGUCUCGCUUCCUUAUGAUGUAACACCGGGAGGUGGGGGAGCAUGGGGAUAUCUCAUGGUUCAUUUGUAACAAGUCAGUGUGAACAUGAACUAAAAUUGUCUUUCUUUUCUUCUUGGGUUCGAACCAAAUGAACUACAGCUGUGAAACAGACCUAAGGUACCCACAAAAAUAAAAACUGAACAAAAUGUUUCCCUGUAUUUUCAUCUCAGAGUCCAUGAAACUGCCUUAUUUACAAAUCACCGUAUUAAAAACAAAGUUCUGCCCCUGGAUACACCUGAACACCGGGUCAGUUUCCAGACUCUCUUGUUAACUCACUUGAGUUUGCAGGCCUUAAUAUACCCUUAAAAAUUUAAUAAUUGAAUCUCAAAUAUUUGUUUUUCAAAGGUUUCAACGUUCUUCUUAUUACGUUAUUGUCAAUAACUUUUUAAUAAAUCCCGCUCGUUAAGUGUCUCUAACAAAUCUGAUCUGCUGCUGUGUUGUUUGGGGAUGCAGAAUGGUGCAGUUUUCAGUUUGUGCACCAGCAGAUGUUUUAAUGUUCAGGUGUUUGUGUUGAAGUUGAAGCAGAGUUUUCUGGUCGUCGCACAGCGACUGAACUGCUGUUUUUAAAGCCGACUGCUAUUUUAUUGGUAAUAAAACGCCAACUGCUGCUCUGA